Messenger RNA from Paramecium tetraurelia, 2109 nucleotides. RefSeq lists its product as uncharacterized. The record is from RefSeq and is a predicted model, not a curated record. The transcript has 2 exons. Gene Ontology annotation, molecular function: ATP binding; single-stranded DNA binding; ATP hydrolysis activity. Gene Ontology annotation, cellular component: MCM complex; nucleus. Lineage: Eukaryota; Ciliophora; Oligohymenophorea; Peniculida; Parameciidae.
AUGGCUUCAUAAGUAUAAAAUAAUAAGGAUUAUAACCAUCUACUAACAAUUUGGAAUGAUUAUUUCAACAAACCUGCUAAAGAAACAAUCGAUCUCCAAGACAAUGUUCAUAAUAUGAUAAUCUUAUUUUACAAAUUAUUCCAAGAAAAUGAUUCAAUAAUUGAAUAUCAACAUACUCCAAAUUUGAUUGAAUGCAAGAUUGACAUCCAACAAUUAUUCAAACUCAUUGAUGAUGGUGAACAACUUCAAAGUUUAUUCAUAAAUGACCCUCAGGAUUGGAUUAACUCAAUUUCAUUGGCAAUUUCAAGUUUAAAUAAUAACAAAAAAGUGAUUUGCCGACUUCAUAAUAUUCCCUUAUCAAAAAAAUUAGCCUCACAAGAUAUUGGCAAAUAUAUAGCAAUCAUGGGAACCAUCAUUACAACUGGUUCAUCGAAAUUAUUAUUAGAGAGAGCCUGUUUUGUUUGUAUUUCAUGCGAUGAAUAUGAAAAAUAUUAUGUUAAUUCAGAUGGGUCUAUUCCAAAGGUGAAUCAAUGUAAUAAAUGCGGGAGUUCUAAUACUAUGAAGCUAGAUAGGAAUAGAAGUGAUGCUGUAUUAUACUAGAAAAUCAAACUGAAUGAAUUGUAAAUAGAAGUGGAAUUGAGAGAUCUCUAUGUGAAUUGUUUUAUGUCAGGAGAUGAGAUAAUAGUCCAUGGGAUAGUGAAGACAAUCCAAGAUGAACAAAAGAGUUCUCUGUAUGUCAAAUACAUACAAGCCUAUCAUGUUAAACAUGAAUAAAUUAAUGAAAGCUUUACAAGACAUGAAAUCAAGACAGUCAAUGAUCUGGCCAAAAGUGGAGAGUUGUUUUAUGCUUUGAUUAAUAACUUCUGUCCAAGUAUUUAUGGACAUGAGAUUGUAAAAGCUGGGUUACUUUUGUCUCUAGUAGGAGGUAGUACUUGUAACAGAAAUGCCUCACAUUGUUUAUUGGUAGGUGAUCCUGGCUAAGGAAAGAGUCAGUUAUUGAAAUUUGCUCAUUUACUUUCAACUCGUUCGAUAUACGUUUCAGGCACUGCUGUCUCACAAUGCGGUUUAACUUGUUCAGUCAAUCAUAAGAAUGAUGAUACUAUUAUAGAUGCUGGUGCAUUAGUAUUGGCUGAUAAUGGAGUUUGUUGUUUGGAUGAAAUUGAUAAAAUGUAGAGUCAACAUUAUGCUUUGUUGGAAGCAAUGGAACAGCAAACGAUCACUUUAGCAAAAAGUGCUGUUAUGUGUUAAUUCUAUGCUAGAACUACUAUCAUAGCAACUGCCAAUCCAGCAUAAGGUCAUUUUAAUAAAACUAAAUCACUAAUCGAAAACUUGAAAAUUUAAAAUACGUUGUUAUCUAGAUUUGAUUUGAUUUACCUGUUGAUAGAUGAACCAGAUAUGGAAAGAGAUUAGAAGUUGUCUGAACAUAUCAUGAAUUUUCAUAAUAUGAAAACUUCAAGAAUCAAAUUCAAUAAUACUGAUGAUGUGAAAACUCCCAAUGCCUAUAGAACUUUAAAUGAACGUUUACACUCCAAUCAAAUUAAUUAAGAAUUGCCAUAUCAAUUGAUGAAGAAGAUUAUUGCCCAUGUAAAAAAUAUUAAAUCGGUGCUUACUUUAGGAGCCUAAAAGCUUAUAGCUUCUUAUUACUUGAAAAUUAGACAAACUGCAUUUGGAAUGCCAAUUACAAGUAGAUAAUUAGAAUCACUUAUUCGAUUGUCUCAAGCAAAGGCUAAAUUAUGCUUGAGAUAAGAAGUAACUGAAGAAGAUGCACAAUUUGCAAUUGACAUUUUUGAAGAAAGCAGAUUCGAUUGUUUUAUCAGUGGAUUGGGCAAUCAAUCGACUAACAAAAAGGGUUAAGCCAGUUCGAUCAACAAUUCCAAAAACAUUGGUACCUUAUCAAAACCCAAGCAAACUUAAAUCUUCUUGGAUGAAUUGCAUAAGGUUUCAUUGUAGAAGGAUUCCUAUGAAUUUUCAAUGGAGGAAUUGAAGAACACUGCCAGAAAGAUAAAUCUAUAAGUUGGAGAUUUAGGUGAUUUCAUAAGCAAAUUAAAUUAUGACUGCAUGCUCAUCAUGAGAGGAAACAAUGUUUAUGAAUUAAACUACAAAAGAUGA